AUGAGGAUUCUUCAGCAGUCACAGUCGGAUGUAUAUCCAAAUCUGAUUGAUCGACUUCUGAAACACUUGACCCCAGACAAUGGUGAACAGUGGACAUCCCAGCAAAGCAUGCGCCAACUGCCGGAAGAGGAAGAUCAAGACACGUUACCCUACCAGCUGGACAUGGACGUCGUGACCCGAGCAGUGUCGUUCUUUUUCUCCCAGUAUGUACAUCAACCUCCAACACCUUGCGGGAAAUUUCAACCUGGGUCAUUCCAAUAUCUCCCGUCCCUGUACGCUCGGAGUCGACCAGAUGGACCCCUGGUUCCGAUCGUCCAUGCGGCCGCGCUCGCCAGUUAUGCCAAUGCGGGCAACGUUCCCCACUGGACACUGGAAAGCUACCGAUUGUGCGGGCUGGGCAUCCUGAGAUGUAGACAUGCACUUGGAAAUCUAGUCGAGAGAAAGUCAAAUGAGGUUCUUGCCAGCAUCAUGCUGCUUGGCGUCUAUGAGACUAUUGUCCUCAAGGGGACACGAGCCAUGAAGACAUGGAGUCAGCAUAUGCUUGGCGCAGCGGCAGUGAUUGAUUUCCGUGGUCCGGGUCAGUUUCACGAUAGAUCUAGCGUUCAGAUCUUCCUGCAGAUUCGACGCCUCAUAGUCCUCUCCGCCUAUCAACUACAGCAACCAGUGCCCUUUUCCUUGAAGAAGUGGUCAGCCUGGCUAGAAUACUCCAGUAUUGGUGAAGAUUACGAGGUUGUUUACCUCGCCAACCGGCUUUCGGAAAUAGUUGAGAAGCUUGCAUCUGUCCGGGCCUUUAUUAAAGCACCCAAGACUCGAGGGACAGAGGACAUCUCUUCUAUGCUUUUGCCAAUCGACUUGAUGCUUCAAAGCUGGCGGAAUCAGCUCCCUACGUCCUGGAUACCCACACCUCGUCCUGCCUGCCGUUGUAAGGACUGUUUCUCGGGCAGUCAUUUUGAAGGCAUGCCUUUUGACGCCUAUCCAAAUCUAUAUGUCGCCUCACUUUGGAACAAUUAUCGUGGUGCACGCAUCCUGGUUCACGAAAUGCUAUUAUCCACCGCAACUCCCACUUCCAUCACAGCCAUAACGGACGACAAGGAAUUAUGCCCAACCAUCAACCUAUUGCGCCAGAUGAGCACUGAAAUUUGCCUCAGCGUCGACUACCAUCUGAGACCAAUUCCGGAUGACUCGUUUCCUGAUUCCAUUGAUCACUUGAAAGGAAUAGUUACAGCCUCAAUCCCUGGUGGCGAACUCCUCAUCUGGCCGCUCUUCAUGGCUGGAAUGUUGCCUACGACAAGCCCAGCACGAAGGAUGUGGAUAUCGGAUCGCCUAAGGCAGAUUGGGGCCAACCUAGGCAUUGGACUGGCGCUUUCAAUGAGCCAGGCUAUGUACAACGAGCGGCACACAACCCCCUUUUCUCACAGCGAGCUGUGGGCGUAUGAUGAUUGCCAGGCCGAAAGUGCCUGCCCUUGA
Fonsecaea monophora is the source of this 1467-nucleotide messenger RNA. RefSeq lists its product as hypothetical. Bases 1 to 1467 code for a protein of 488 amino acids. The transcript has 3 exons. Lineage: Eukaryota; Fungi; Ascomycota; Eurotiomycetes; Chaetothyriales; Herpotrichiellaceae. The record is from RefSeq and is a predicted model, not a curated record.